Gossypium raimondii (Peruvian cotton) is the source of this 3653-nucleotide messenger RNA. Its product is annotated as 26S proteasome non-ATPase regulatory subunit 1 homolog A. The coding region runs from base 278 to 3307 and encodes 1009 amino acids. The transcript is spliced from 13 exons. Gene Ontology annotation, biological process: proteasome-mediated ubiquitin-dependent protein catabolic process; regulation of protein catabolic process. The record is from RefSeq and is a predicted model, not a curated record. Gene Ontology annotation, molecular function: enzyme regulator activity. Gene Ontology annotation, cellular component: proteasome complex; proteasome regulatory particle, base subcomplex; nucleus. NCBI's taxonomy places the organism in Eukaryota, Viridiplantae, Streptophyta, Magnoliopsida, Malvales, Malvaceae.
UUCCCUCUUCGAUCAGAUUCAGGGGAAAAAAAUUGCUCCUAAAAUAUCCAGUUUUUUCUUCCUAAACCUAAGCGAGUAUUUUCCAUUGCUUUCUUUCUCCGUCAUCGCUUCAUCCUCGGCGUUCGUCUCCGAAUCGUCGCCGGCUCUCUUCUACUGACGAGAUACGAAAGCUAAACUCUCCAAUUUACCCCUUCUUUUUAUUCUUUUAUUGGCGGAACCCCUCCAAAAAAAAAAAAAUAGAAAGUUAGGGUUUUUUUUAUUUUGUGGAAGGAUAAAAAUGGCGGCUGCUGCGGCGACGAUGGUUAGUUCAGCUGGAGGGUUGCUGGCGAUGCUUAACGAGAGCCACCCUCAGUUAAAAUAUCAUGCCCUUUCUAAUUUGAUUAGCUUCGUUGACCAAUUUUGGCCUGAGAUCUCCACCAGCGUUCCUAUCAUAGAAAGCUUGUAUGAAGAUGAGGAAUUUGGCCAGCAUCAGAGACAACUUGCUGCUUUGCUUGUCUCGAAGGUCUUUUAUUACUUGGGUGAACUCAAUGAUUCAUUGUCUUAUGCUCUUGGAGCCGGUCCCCUUUUUGAUGUUUCCGAGGAUUCUGAUUAUAUUCAUACUCUUCUUUCCAAGGCAAUAGAUGAGUAUGUCAGCCUUCGGUCAAAGGCAGCAGAAUCAAGUAAUGAAGCAGCAAUGGUUGACCCUAGGUUGGAGGCAAUUGUAGAGAGAAUGCUGGAUAAGUGUAUCAUGGAUGGAAAAUACCAACAAGCCAUGGGAAUUGCAAUUGAGUGCCGGAGACUGGAUAAACUUGAGGAAGCAAUAACAAGGAGUGACAAUGUUCAUGGGACCUUAGCAUAUUCCAUUAAUGUCUCUCAUUCGUUUGUGUAUCGCCGAGAAUAUCGACAAGAGGUGCUUCGGCUUCUUGUUAAAGUUUAUGAAAAGCUUCCUUCUCCCGAUUAUUUGAGCAUUUGUCAGUGCCUCAUGUUCUUGGAUGAACCUGGAGGUGUUGCAAACAUAUUGGAGAGACUUCUUCGUUCUGAAAAUAAGGAGGAUGCUCUUUUGGCUUUCCAAAUUGCGUUUGAUCUUGUGGAGAAUGAGCACCAGGCUUUUCUCUUAAAUGUAAGAGAUCGCCUUUCAGCUCUCAAAUCUCUGCCUUCAGAAUCCGUACAGCCAGACUACAGUGAUCCUGCUACUGCUCAAAAUGAAAAUUCUACUGCUCCAGAGGAUGUUCAGAUGACAGAUGAAUCUUCUGCUGUUACAAAAAGUGUUCAUGAGGCAGAUCCUAAAGAAGUUAUGUAUGCUGAGAGGCUGACAAAAAUCAAAGGAAUUUUGUCUGGAGAGACAUCCAUACAAUUGACUCUGCAGUUUUUGUUCAGUUAUAACAAAUCUGAUCUACUGAUUUUGAAGACAAUAAAGCAAUCUGUUGAAAUGAGGAAUAGCGUUUGUCACAGUGCCACAAUCUAUGCUAAUGCGAUAAUGCAUGCUGGAACAACUGUUGAUACUUUCCUGAGGGACAAUUUGGACUGGCUGAGUAGAGCCACCAAUUGGGCUAAAUUCAGUGCAACUGCUGGGCUUGGUGUUAUUCACAGAGGACAUCUGCAGCAGGGGAGGUCUCUGAUGGCUCCCUACCUGCCCCAAGGUGGGGCUGGUGGUGGUGGUAGUCCAUACUCUGAAGGUGGGGCUUUAUACGCUUUAGGUCUCAUUCAUGCCAACCAUGGUGAGGGCAUUAAGCAAUUCCUUCGUGAUAGCUUACGCGGCACGAAUGUUGAGGUUAUCCAACAUGGAGCAUGCUUAGGUCUUGGUUUGGCAGCUCUGGGGACUGCUGACGAAGAAAUAUACGAUGACAUCAAAACUGUGCUUUAUACUGACAGUGCUGUCGCUGGUGAAGCUGCUGGCAUCAGUAUGGGUUUGCUUAUGGUUGGAACUGCAAGUGAGAAGGCAAGCGAGAUGCUUGCUUAUGCACAUGAAACACAACAUGAGAAAAUUAUCAGGGGUUUAGCAUUAGGGAUAGCUCUUACAGUUUAUGGAAGGGAAGAAGAAGCGGAUACAUUAAUUGAGCAGAUGACUCGGGAUCAAGAUCCUAUACUACGUUAUGGUGGUAUGUAUGCACUAGCAUUGGCCUAUAGGGGAACUGCUAACAACAAGGCCAUUCGUCAGCUGCUGCACUUCGCUGUAUCAGAUGUGAGUGAUGAUGUUAGGAGAACUGCUGUUUUAGCUCUGGGGUUUGUCCUUUACUCGGAGCCAGAGCAGACUCCUCGAAUUGUCUCCUUACUAUCUGAAUCAUACAACCCACAUGUUAGAUAUGGUGCGGCACUUGCAGUGGGCAUUUCAUGUGCUGGCACAGGAUUGAGUGAGGCCAUAUCAUUGCUAGAACCCUUAACAUCAGAUGUUGUUGAUUUUGUUCGCCAAGGUGCCCUCGUUGCAAUGGCUAUGGUCAUGGUCCAGACCAAUGAAGCCAGUGAUUCUCGUGUCGGAACAUUCAGGCAUGAAUUAGAAAAGAUAAUACUUGAUAAACACGAAGACACAAUGAGCAAGAUGGGAGCAAUCCUAGCCUCUGGGAUCCUUGAUGCUGGUGGGAGGAAUGUAACCAUAAGAUUGCUUUCCAAGACAAAGCAUGACAAAGUCACUGCAGUUGUUGGUCUUGCAGUUUUUAGCCAAUUUUGGUAUUGGUAUCCUCUCAUUUAUUUUGUGAGCUUGUCAUUUUCACCUACGGCUUUUAUUGGACUGAACUAUGACCUGAAGGUUCCAAAAUUUGAGUUCUUAUCACAUGCAAAACCUUCGCUUUUUGAGUAUCCAAAACCAACUACUGUGCCCACCACCACAUCUGCUGUUAAACUUCCAACUGCUGUCCUAUCAACUUCGGCUAAGGCUAAAGCUAGGGCUAAGAAAGAGGCAGAACAGAAGGCAAAUGCUGAGAAAUCAACUGGAGCAGAGUCUUCUGCUGCUGCUAAUACUGGAAAAGGGAAAUCAUCUAGUGAGAAGGAUGGAGAAGCCAUGCAGGUUGACAGCCCUCCAGAGAAGAAAUCCGAGCCUGAGCCAUCAUUUGAGAUUUUGACCAACCCAGCAAGAGUGGUUCCUGCUCAGGAGAAGUUCAUCAAGUUUUUAGAAGACAGUCGAUAUGUGCCUGUGAAGUUGGCACCAUCCGGAUUCGUUCUUCUCAGAGACCUGUGCCCUAAUGAACCGGAGGUGCUCUCUCUAACAGAUGCACCCACAUCCACGGCAUCCCCGGCAGGUGGAUCAACAGCAGCUGCAGGACAACAGAGUUCAUCAGCCAUGGCCGUUGAUGAUGAACCUCAGCCUCCUCAGCCAUUCGAGUACUCAUCCUGAUUUUACCCAAUCCUGGAACUGAAACAGGGCCAAGAAUACUUUUAUACUUGAGCAGUGCCUUUUGACAUCAUAGCUGUUCAACCUAGAGUGAAACUAGGAGAACUGAUGCUCGAUUCCCAUCCUCAACUUAGGGAGAUUCUGAGUUUAGAUUACAUCAUUCUUAAUUCCACGAGGAUAUGUUUUACUUGGAUUAGGGUUGAACUUAAUUUCCCUUUUCAGGCAUGAGUGUGCGUUUUAAAGGAUGUUGGUCCCAUUGUUGAUUGUUCCCUUUUUAUCUUGUGUUUUUAUUCCUUUGGAAAGAUAGUUGUAUACAUUUAUACAUGUUCAACCGUUAUUCCCUUUUCAA